This is a messenger RNA of Sparassis crispa, 870 nucleotides long. RefSeq lists its product as hypothetical. NCBI's taxonomy places the organism in Eukaryota, Fungi, Basidiomycota, Agaricomycetes, Polyporales, Sparassidaceae. The coding region runs from base 1 to 870 and encodes 289 amino acids. The transcript is spliced from 2 exons. The record is from RefSeq and is a predicted model, not a curated record.
AUGGCUCAGAAUAUCGUAUCAGAACUCUGCGAAUACCUUUCCAGAGAUGCCGCCGAGGAUGGCUGCGAGAUCUUUGAGCAAGUGGACACCGUUGUCGUGUCUGAUGAUAUCCAAAUGAAUCAACAAAUCUACUGCAAAGACAGCAAAGGCAUUAUGACACAGAUGGGUUUCAUUAGGUCUCUCGGUCCCGGCUCUCAACGUCCCCACCGACGUCUUAAACACCUAUUCUUUCAAGAUGAUAUGAAUUGGAGUACGGAGGACGAAGAUGCUUACUGCGUGUCUCGCUUUAAGCCACCAUGGCAUAGAACAACAGAUUUCAACGGAAUCAGCGACCUGUCUUUUUCAAGGGAAAGACCAACUAUCGACAAAAUCAUUGGUGACAUCUUGGAGCCCUACUGGCAGAGCUGUUGCUGCAAUCCCGCCAGGACGAAGCCUGUCAACAUCAUCAUCCUUACCAACAAUGCUGCAAAAGAUCCAACUCCUCUUAAGAGGGUCAUCUUCAACAGCAUUAGCGAUAUUUGGCUCUACAAGACGAAACCCUACCAGGUUAGCCUUUACUUUUUCCAAGUAGGCAACCCAGACAGUUUGAAGGACCAGGAUGACCAGACUAUGGCAUUUCUGAAGGACCUAGAUGAUAACCUCAGAGACGACAUCCUAGCUUGGCCGUUAAGGCCGAAGAUGGAAAUUGAGAGGCUCGAUGAAGAGUAUACGGGACUGAUGAACGCCAUCAGUGAGACUUCCAAGGAGAAGGGCCUCGGCAUGUUUGACAUUGCCAACAGUACCACGCUAGAGAACCUGGAGAGUGGCACUCUGACUGCACAGGGUAUCACAAAGGUGGUCAUCGAAGGACUGCGAAAGUUGAUGGACUAG